AUCAUCCCAACUCCGAAGUGCUCCCCGCACCCUCGCAAUUCGCAAACUCUAAAAAAGUUUCACCAAAAUCAUUCUCUCUCUUGCCUCGCCGUUAUCUUGCUCUCAUGCCUCACAAUUGAGAACUGCUAAGAUGAAAAGCUCAAUGAAAAUCAUGAAAAGGGCAUAUUAUAUCAGACAUGGAGAGCUAAAAUAGCAGAUGCGGAUAGACUACACGAGAGGAAAAAUUUGGCAGCUUUACAAUCAUAUUUGACAAAGAGUUGGUAACAAAUCAAAUUAAGGUAAUGCCCAAAGGGCUCCAAGGGAUUGAACUCAAUAUCACACAUGUGUGGAUGGUAAGGUGGAACAUAUUUAGUCACAUCCAAUUUCUAGUGGUUUUCAAGGGAUUUCAUUUCUAGGUGUACAACUUCUAUUUGGUCUUGGAAUUCUCCUUCAGCUGAAUGAUUACAGCCUUGAGGCUUGGGAACUUAACGAAGGAAUGGCUUAUUGGGUUUGGAUUUAUAACCAUCAGUGGUCUCGCUCUUAGCAGAUACAACGCACAUUUGGGAUGGCCAUAUUAUGCAUGCUUGACUGCUGCAUCUGGGCAGAUAGCAUGGCAGAUUUAUGCAACUGGCUUGUCAAAUCGUGCUGAUUGCAAUAGAAAGUUUGUUUCAAAUAAAUGGUUUGGUGCUCUCAUCUUUAGCGGUAUCCUGUUUGGAAGACUGUCCUCAUAGCUGUUAUUGUAGAGGUAAACUAACUUUUAAUUUAUAUUGUUAGAUUUGUAUUAGAAGAAUGCAUAACUGUGUAUUAUGGACAUAAGCUAAUGUUGUCUGGCAAUGAGCAAUACCAAAGGAGAAAAGGACAUAUCCAAGCUGGCUAGAGUUACAAAGGGUUAAACAAGGGUUUUGGAUCAUAGGUUUUGUGUUAAAGAUGAAUGACCGUGUGAUUCAAGUCUCGAGUAUCCUGGCUGCAUAUGGCUCCAUAACACAGAGAAGUUCUGGUAUACAGAUUAUUCAAGUAGGUCUAAAUCCGCAAAUAAUGAGAAAUUGCAUCAAUUCUUGAAAACGAGAGAAGCUUUAAUUACUUUAAAUUUCUCGUUGCUUCUAAUGUAAACAAUUUCAGAUGAAGUAUGCCUUGAUAGUAUACAGUAUUAUAAUGAUAUUGUAACUAUUUUUUGUUGUUACUAUUUCAAUUUUGAAAAAAGUCCUUGUAAGACUCAAUCAAGUCUUUUUUUGUACACUAUAUCAUUAAUAAUGAAUAGAAUUCAACAUUUAGACCCUCUUUGGUUAUUA
Molecule: messenger RNA, 1268 nt
Organism: Spinacia oleracea (spinach)
Lineage: Eukaryota; Viridiplantae; Streptophyta; Magnoliopsida; Caryophyllales; Amaranthaceae
Product: 4-hydroxybenzoate polyprenyltransferase, mitochondrial-like
Exons: 6
Coding region: 438-710 (90 amino acids)
Biological process (GO): ubiquinone biosynthetic process
Cellular component (GO): mitochondrial inner membrane
Molecular function (GO): 4-hydroxybenzoate polyprenyltransferase activity
Source: RefSeq, a predicted model, not a curated record